AUGGUUUUAAAACGAUUUCGAAAGCCCGAAACUGGGCUUGCAGCUUUGAAGUCAUUCAACUACGAGAAGUACCUGAAGAAAGUCGGGCUAGGCAAAGAAGACCACCAUUUCUGGAAGCAAGUGGGCAAGGCCCUGUUGUGCACGUACGCCCUCUUUGGCGCUGGUUGGCUCCUGAACGAGACAUCGCCUUUCGGCUGGUGGAAUUUGAAGCCCAGAACCAAGGAUGAAAGGGAUCUGGCCCGUACGUACGAGCGCAGGAAUUUCCCGUACCCAGGUGAUGCAGAGGCUAUGGAGGACUUCAUUACUAAAGGAGGGAUGAUUGGUACGACUAUUGGGCCCAAAGGGAUCAUGGACACCGAUAAAGAUUCGUACAAUUAUCAGAAGGAAUUGCAGGACAACAAGUUCGACCAGGAGGCUUUGAAGCUGUGGAUGAGGAUGAGGAAUGAGGUGAUAGCCGAGUUUCAAGAAAAAGGUUUUGAUGUUGAAUGA
Striga hermonthica is the source of this 489-nucleotide messenger RNA. NCBI's taxonomy places the organism in Eukaryota, Viridiplantae, Streptophyta, Magnoliopsida, Lamiales, Orobanchaceae. The record is from the annotation of a GenBank genome assembly.